Messenger RNA from Coffea eugenioides, 4805 nucleotides. RefSeq names its product pentatricopeptide repeat-containing protein At4g19440, chloroplastic. The record is from RefSeq and is a predicted model, not a curated record. Bases 230 to 2833 code for a protein of 867 amino acids. The transcript is spliced from 8 exons. Lineage: Eukaryota; Viridiplantae; Streptophyta; Magnoliopsida; Gentianales; Rubiaceae. Gene Ontology annotation, molecular function: protein binding.
CUUAACUUCCCUUUUCUUUCUGCGUCGCUCUUCUUCCUCGUCUAACCGCCACCCUCCCCUGAUGGCACUCUGCCAUCCAGGGUCUUCACCGCCGCCACCGCCAACCCUAGCUCUUCUCACUUCGUUCCUCUCUGCCUAGAAGGAACCGUUUUUCCCCCCUUCAGACAUCCUCUUCCCAAAAGCACACUAUCACAUAGUACACACCCCAAUAAUCAAUCCACACAUUCAAAUGGACAUUACAAGACUGAGAGCUCACAAAGCUACAAAGUUGCUGUUUCCACCUAUCAAUCGCCUUUUAAUUACAUCAACAGCCCAAGACAAUAUCCAUUCUAACCGUAACAACCAACCCGAGAAACAACAGCAACAACAUCAGAAGCCACAGCUGACUAAGCCAAUACCAAAGUCUAAGCCUUUAUCAGGGAAAGAACAAUGGAUCGAUAAGGAAAAGGUUGGAAUUGGUGAACGAAACAAUUUGGCGAAGUGGGUUAGUUCUAUUUUAUCAAAAGAGCGUUUAGAUUUUUCCAAGUGUAAAGAUUUGCUGACCCUUUUGUCUCCUUUGCAAUUUGAGGGUAUUUUCCUUGACAUUCAUCAGACUGUGAAACCUUUAGCUGCUUUGAAGUUCUUUUAUUUUUCGUCGAAUUCUUGUGGUUUUAGAUUUAGUCUUAGAUCGUAUUGUAUCUUGAUUCGUCUCCUUGUUAUUUCCAACCUUGACUCAGCUGCCCGGUUGCUUUUGAUAAGGCUGAUCGAUGGAAAAUUGAAUGUUUUUUGUGAUAAUUUGAGAAUUAAUGAUGGUCAUGGUGAUAACGGUAAGCAUUUGGAGCUCGCUGCUUUAUUUGCUGAUUUAAGUAUGGGAAAUUCUCAGGUUGAUGUUAGGAUACUUGACAUGUUGGUUCAUGUUUUUGCAUCUCAAUUUAAGGUUUCGGGUGGCUUGAAUUCUUCAUUGGAUGUGAUUUGUAUGUUGGCGAGAAGGGGGUUGUUUCCCUCUUUGAGAACGGGUGUUUUUGUGUUGAGUUCUCUUGUCAAAGCGAAUGAGCUUCACAAGAGUUAUGAGGCUUUUGAUAUUCUGUGCUCAGGCUUUGUUCCAGAUGUUUUUAUGUUUAGCAUUGCCAUCAAUGCAUAUUGUAAAGGAAGAAGGGUUGAGGAUGCAAUGAGGUUGUUUCAAAAAAUGGAGGAGAUGGGUGUUGCUCCAAAUGUUGUUACUUAUAAUAAUAUUAUUCAUGGUCUGUGCGAGAAUCACAAUGUAGAGGAAGCUUUUGAAUUCAAGGAGAAAAUGGUUAACAAUGGUGUAAAACCUAGUAUUGUUACGUACAGUACGCUUAUUAAUGCUUUGGUAAAACUUGAGAAUUUUGAUCAAGCAAACAUUGUUUUGAAGGAAAUGAUUGACACAGGAUUUGUGCCAAAUGUGAUUGUUUAUAACACUCUCAUAGAUGGUUAUUGCAGAAUUGGAGACAUUCAGUGUGCAAUAAAGUUAAGGGAUAAUAUGAUAAUUCAUGGCUUAGUUCCUAAUUCAGUUACUCUUGGUUCGCUUGUCAGUGGGUUCUGCAAGGUAAAUCAAAUUGAUCGAGCUGUACAGCUGGUAGAGGAGAAGUUAUCGGAAGGGUUGUGCAUGAAUGCUGGUGGCUUUACUUCUUUUAUUCAUGAGUUAUGUAAAAAGUCAGAGCUGGGCUCUGCGCUACGAUUCACAAAGGAAAUGAUAUUGCGAAAUAUGAAACCAAAUGACACAUUACUGACCAGAUUAAUUAAGGGGCUCUGCAAGAACAAGAACCAUUCAGAUGCAGUGGAGCUUUGGUUCCUGCUGCUGAAGAAAAGUUUUAAAGUCAAUACAGUAGCCUCAAAUGCUCUCAUUCAUGGACUAUGUGAAGCUGGUAGGAUGCAGGAUGCUGUUAGGCUUCUUAAAGAGAUGUUAGAAAGAAAUGUGCCACUAGACAGAAUCACUUACAACACACUCAUUUAUGGGUGGUGCAGAGAGGGAGAGUUGGAUGGUGGAUUUAAACUCAGAGAAGAAAUGGUUAAGCGGGGGAUUGUACCGGACAUUGUUACAUACAAUUUGCUGAUGCAUGGGCUUUGUGAGGAGGGAAAGAUUGAGGAAGCAAUGAUGCUUUGGAAUGAAUGUGAAAGGAUUGGCCUUGUUCCCGAUGCCUAUACACAUGGGAUCAUGAUAGAUGGAUUCUGCAAAGCUGGAAAAGUUGAAGAGGGCAGAAUUCUCUUUGAUAAGUUGAGCAGACACAAUAUUGAGUUAAACUCCACUAUUUAUAAUAUAAUGAUUGGAGGUUAUUGUAGAAAUGGGAGUAUAACAGAAGCUAUUAAACUGCGUGAUGAAAUGAGAAUCAAAGGCAUCCUAGUUACAUGUGCUACCUAUUCUUGUCUCAUACAUGCAAUGUGCAAGACUGGUUGUGUUGAGGAUGCCAAAAGCCUUUUUGAUGAAAUGAGAACGGACAGCUUGGUACCUAAUGUUGUCUGUUAUACUGCACUAAUUGGUGGCUACUGUAAGCUAGGUCAAAUGAAUGAAGCAAGGAAACUCCUGCAGGAAAUGUCUUUAUGUGACAUUCACCCUAAUGAGAUUACCUACACUGUAGUUAUUGAUGGGUAUUGUAGGUCUGGGAAUAUGAAAGAAGCAACUCACCUACUUGCUGAGAUGGUAAAGAAUGGAAUUAUUCCAGAUUCUGUCACUUACAGUAUACUAACAAAUGGAAUUUGUAAAGAAGGAAAAAUAGAAGAGGCCUUCAAGUUAUGCGAUAACAUGUUGCAAACAGGAUUUAAAGUAGAUGAUGCUAUAUAUACUUCUUUAGUCAGUCGUUUGCACCAACCUUCUGCAGUUGCGCAAGAAGACUGAACUGCCAAUAAAGUGUGGCAAGCUGGAGUAGAUCAAGGGACGAUGUUGACUUGAAUCUCUUCAGAAGAUACUCAGCGACAUGCUUUAGAACCUGCAAGUAGGGUCUAUUGCCAUAUUGGCUCAUUGGAUGCUCUCUAGAUGGAUCAAGUACACAAAUAAUAUGGUACAUUAAAAGUGGUGUCUUGUGUCAGGUAGAUCUGUUGGGCAUCACAAUGAGAUUGUUAGUGCAGUUUGCUGUUUUGGUUUCUCAGGCUAGAUGGACUCAAAUUGGAUGAGGAGUGAUAUAUGAAUGAAGCUGGAUUACAUUUUUGCAAGAUCUGAAGGACUAGCUUCUGGUGAUUUUUUCGGUUGGAAUGCUGGAAGAGCAGCUUCAGAUUGUGAGAGAAGAAAUAUACUCCUACUUGAAGAUUAUUAAAGGAUAAUGGCAAGUGAAGGUUUUGCUUCUUCAGCAUGAGAAUGUCUGAUGCCUUCAGCACCUGUUAGGUGAAUUGGAUAAAAGAACAGUAUUAUGAUUUGGGACACAGAAUCCAACUGGAGGAUUUCCUGCAUAUUUCAACGAUUUGAAAAUUGAUCCAUCUGUAUAAUCUGCCUAAUGUGAGCAAUCAUCUUAUGGUGGCAUCAUACCAUAGUUGAGGGAAGGCAGUCGAUUGGGGGCGGUAGUGCCUGAACUUUCAAACUUGACCAUUGAACUUGACGAGCUUGUUGAGGAGAAAACAUAAGUGGCUCUAAAAACUUUUGAAGACGCAUACGAGGAUUCUGGAGUGAAGGAAGUUGUAGAAAUUAAGUGGAGGCCACUAUUUCAGCUGAGCAGGUCAAGCAGUUAAAGCUGGAUGAGUUUGCUGCAAUCAACCAUAUGAAAGACAGUAAGAGGCUUUGUAGCAUCAUAGAUCUGCAAGUUUUGGAACAAUGCUAAGAAUUUUUUCUAGCCUAUUCACUCCAAAAAUUCACUUGGUCCUUGGAGAGUUCAGCAAUAUUCACUCUACAAAGCCCCAGCUUUAACUGUUGCUCCCUCAAGUACACGGCAAGAGUAGUUCUUGGAGUUGCAAUUCUUCUUUCAGCUCAUUCCAGACCUUCAAGUUCUUCCUCCUACGAAUCUUUAAAACUCUAGGUUGAGAUUUAUCCAAUCAGGGACAAUAAUGCAGUCAAUAAAGAGUUAAAGGAAAUCUGGGCUUCCAGAGGAAUUUGAAGGAUGAUAUCUACAAUUCAUUCAAUUUUUAGAGAGGAGCUGAAAUUACUACGGGAGGUGGCAUUGUCUUAUUGGAAGGGUUUACUAAGACGUUUGGACCAGUGCUAUAUACUUGACAAAAUAUGGUUUCCAGUAUGUAUUUCUCAUUCUAUUACACUGAUUUGGGACAAUUUUGGCGGGAGCAGAAAUAUACGCGCAAGGUGCUCUGCUUGUUUUGUUCUGAGGAUGACGAAAUCCCUGAUGACCUCUAUGGUACUAUAGUCUAACUGGGCAUCUGUAGUCAUCAUUGUUGCAGCCAAAAGUUUUCCUCGAUGAUAUCUAUUCCUAUGAAGAACUCCCAGCAUUGAUGAAGGGUUUUUACCCAAAGAAUGGGGUUCUAGGAUUGCGUACUUGUACUAGAUUUUUAGAUGUGAGCUAAGAGCAACUAACAGGGUUCUUCUAGCAACCAAGAUAUUCAACAGCUGAUCACCUAGCACAUUUGUGCGAAACUAUUUAUUUAUCAUUUUUUCCGUUUUGUUUCCUUCGUGAGAAUAGCUAAACAGUUUGUUUAGAAUUUCUGUAUUUAAAUGUUGAAGUUUUGGGUAGAGAAUGGGCUUUGUAGUCUUGCUUUAGGCCGAAUGUUGGUGAGUAUUGGUAGAGUUUAUUGAGUAGUGAAUAAACCCAGAAGAAACUUGCAGAAGGCUUUUGGAGUUGCAGCAAUUUGCCAGAAUUUGCGUGCUCUCUUUUCUCUGAAUUUUUGUAUUUAAACAAUGGUCAAAAAGUGGAAAGAAUGCUCGGUGUUUGUUU